Amoebophrya sp. A25 is the source of this 734-nucleotide messenger RNA. The record is from the annotation of a GenBank genome assembly. NCBI's taxonomy places the organism in Eukaryota, Dinophyceae, Syndiniales, Amoebophryaceae.
GCUAGAUCGGGUGAGAGCUCCGUGAUGUCGCCGCCGCCGACAGCGCUUGCGAAGCUUUGUCCGGAUGCGCUCGAAAAUUUGCCUUCGAGGUGCGUUGCAGGAACGCACAAGGCCCAUGAAGUCGGCCAGGCCUGCAACCCGUGCGUUGGAGUAGGCUCGGAUGUCUUAAGCGAUUGCGACCUCAUGGACCCACACCCAAUACAGGACUGCGCCACGACGGUCUAUGCUCCUCGUGCCUCCCUAGUCGAUCCCCUCACAACUCCCGAAUUUUACACAUUCAGGGGGAGGCUGACCAAGUUCGCAAAGCUGGACUCGCCGACGCCAGCUUUUUCGUGGAAACCAAGGAUGAUAGACCAUUUUCCGUAUGUCAGCAGCUCCGUUGAAGGUGAAGAUGGCAGUGGUUUCGCAGACCAUCUUCGGUUAUCUGCUGAAUCGUCGCAGUAUGAGGAUAGUGUCAGUGGGCUCGCGCAGUGGGCGAAUACUGUAGAUGGGUGGGGCUUUCUGAACCAUCCUCAGCUCAAGCAGGAAGUUUUUUCGUACAUAGACGCACAGCGUGUGAAUACGAAGUCCGACGAUAUGGCCGCUCUGUGGCAUUUCUGCAUAUUCGAUCUUUACAAUAAAGACUUGAAUGGAAUACUACACCGCCUAGAAACGAGCUUGGCUGUUCCCGAGAAAAUCACCGAAGAAACUGAGGCGGCACCUGAAGGCGAUCCGCCACUGGCAGACUUGUACUC